This is a messenger RNA of Ostrinia furnacalis (Asian corn borer), 2669 nucleotides long. Its product is annotated as tyrosine-protein kinase Shark-like. Lineage: Eukaryota; Metazoa; Arthropoda; Insecta; Lepidoptera; Crambidae. Gene Ontology annotation, molecular function: ATP binding; protein tyrosine kinase activity; protein binding. Gene Ontology annotation, biological process: protein phosphorylation. The record is from RefSeq and is a predicted model, not a curated record. The transcript has 16 exons. The coding region runs from base 213 to 2654 and encodes 813 amino acids.
UUCGCUGGAAGGCAGAGUCGGGGAUACCGCGCCUGUCUGCCGGUUGCUUGCUAGACGCACUCCGCUUACCGCCACCACUAAAUCUGAAUAAUUCGUGUUAAAAAUCUAAUCUUAAUUAUCAACGAAAAUGUGUGUUAAUAAACGCGGGGAAAAUAAAUAAGUUAGAACAAUUUAAAUAUUGUCAAUAUUUUGGUGUUUGUGAAGUGGAUAUCAUGAUAACAACCAUGACGUCAUUCAUAUUGUUGAAGACAAAUUCGUUCUUAUUGAGGAUGAACAGAGAGGAUAACGUGAACUGGUUCCAUGGGAAAAUAUCACGAGACACUGCUGAAAACUUGUUAAAGGAAGAAGGUGAGGAUGGUGUUUUCUUGGUACGUGAGAGCAACACUUCGCCUGGAGAUUAUGUGCUUUCUGUUUUACAUCAAGGGGAAGUAGUGCAUUAUCAAAUUCGGAGACAUGGUGAAGAUGCAUUCUUCUCCAUCGAAGAGCACACAACAGUCCACGGACUGGAUACUCUCAUACAACAUUACCGUGGGGACUCCAAUGGGCUCGUCACCCGACUGUCUGUUGUUUGCAAAGGGCAACCUCCACCUCACGAGUCUCGUACUCAGGGAACAACAAAUCUUUUGCAUCGGGCAACCGAAGCCGGCGACUUCAACAUAGUGUCUCAGAUGCUCGCUUGCGGCUACCGCAACCGAGACGCCAAGAACCAAGAUGGGCAGACUGCAGUACACAUCGCCGCGCGCGCCGGCCGCGACAACAUCCUUGCCAAGCUGAUAGAGAGCGGCGCCACUGUCAACGUGCGAGACUCCUUCGGGUACACGCCUCUGCACUACACAUGCCAGAACAACUUGCCGAGUACAACAGAGCUGUUGAUCACCAAGGGGAACGCAAACUAUCAGAUGCGACACGCGCCCACGGGGAAGGUGCCUCUACACGACGCAGCGCAGCGGGGACACAUCGACUGUAUCAAGGUUCUCCUGAAACUGAAAGCACCAGCCCACCCGAGAACUUUAGCAAAGGACACCCCAGCAGACCUGGCAAAGCAUUAUGGACACGUAGAAUGUUAUCAGCUAUUGAAAAAUCACAAGCCAGAGCCGUCUUCAACGUCAAAAAGCCAGUGGUACCACGGCACCCUGAAUCGGGACGAAGCCGUCAAGCUGCUUGAGGAUUACUGUCGCCAGCGAUCGCUCCGCGACAAGGCGGCGGAUGGCGUGUAUCUAGUGCGCUACAGCGAGCGACACACGGGCGCUUACGUGCUGACUAUGCUAAGCGAAAAUACGCCGUAUAACUUCAUUAUAAGAAAAGAGGGCAAUUGGCUUUUUAUUGACGACGGCCCAUACCUAGAAUCUCUUGAAAGACUGAUCGAACACUAUAACACGGUUCCUGAUGGUUUACCGACUCGCCUGAUGACCGCUGUUCCCCCGAAGCCUAAACCACCUCUGCCAGAAUUCUCCACAAUGCCACGGACCAAGAAGCCAUCGCCGAGCCGCGCCGCCAUGAACCAGACGCUAUCCCUAGUCAAGCACGACAUCCUCAGCGACAAGAUGUCCCACCCGCACUCCCCUCCCAUCCCCGCCAUCCCAACCACCAACAAUGCCUUCGAACUGCUCACUCGCAACCUGUCCUUCUCUUCUGACUUCAAUAACGACAGUCUGAACAACAACGAUGAGCCGCAAGAUGACAACGAUACGUACAAAGUGCCCGUGAAUAAUAGCGCGGUGGUGACGCUGGCGGAGAAUUAUAAUGAGAUAUCGAUCAAUUCGGAGGGCCAGCUGUCGACGUUGCAAGAAUUUAUUCCUAUGAGUGAGCUGACGUUAGGCGCGGUUCUGGGCGAAGGCGAAUUCGGUUCCGUGCUGCGCGCCACUUAUUCUCCUCCAGACCAACCGCCACAACAGGUUGCCGUGAAGACACUCCAUAUGCAGCACACAGACACUAACAAGCGAGAAUUUCUAUCGGAAGCGAAGACCAUGAUGUCGUUAAGGCAUCGAUGCAUAGUGCGCAUGAUUGGAAUAUCUUUGGGUCCACCUCUAGCGAUGGUGCAAGAGCUCGUCCCGCUAGGCUCGCUACUAGAGUAUCUAGUCCGAUAUCCAGACAAAGUGUCGGCGGGCUACGAGCUUCGGCUGUGGGCGUGCCAGAUCGCCGCCGGCAUGAGAUACCUGGAGCGCCGCCGGUUCGUGCAUAGGGACCUGGCUGCGAGGAACAUACUGUUAGCUAGCAGACAACAAGCAAAAAUAAGCGACUUCGGCCUCUCGCGGGCGCUGUCCACCGACAGCUCCUACUACAAGGCCAGCCGCGGCGGCAAGUGGCCCAUCAAGUGGUACGCGCCCGAGUCCUACAACUACGGAACCUUCAGCCACGCGAGUGACGUGUGGAGCUACGGCGUCACGCUCUGGGAGAUGUUCUCAUUCGGCAAGCAGCCCUACGGAGACGCAAGAGGCGUGGAGGUACGUGACAACCGGAAGAAAAACAUUUAUUUUGAGCUCAAGUGGUACAAGAUGGAGUCCUACAACUACGGUACCUUCAGCCACGCCAGUGACGUGUGGAGCUACGGCGUCACGCUCUGGGAGAUGUUCUCAUUUGGCAAGCAGCCCUACGGUGACGCAAGAGGCGUGGAGGUAUGUAACUACGAAAAAAAAAGUUAUUUUAAAGGUUAAACGGUACGCGUCGGA